GACGUCACGGCGCUGGAGAGAGGGAGAGGAGGCGAUGUGAGGAAGCUGCAAUAAACACACAGGGCGUCUGCGCCUAUCUAAGUAGGACAAUAAAGUGAAAACGGCAUCAAUGCUCUAACAAUGGAUUUGUCACAUACCCUUCUCCUUAAAGUUUUCCUCUUCGUGUACUUGCUAAACUACACCCAAGGACACUAUAGAAAUCCCCUGAACAAGUACAUCCGCCACUAUGAAGGCCUGUCCUAUGACACAGAGCUUGUGCACAGCAAGCAUCAGAGGGCCAAGAGGGCACUCUCUCAUGAAGACAAGUACCUGCAUUUAGAUUUUCAUGCCCAUGGAAGGCACUUUAAUUUACGAAUGAAGAGAGAUACCACCUUGUUUUCCCCAGAUUUGAAGGUAGAUGUUUCAGGUGAAGAGAUUCCAUAUGAUACCUCUCACAUCUACACUGGAGAAAUCUUUGGCGAGAAAGGCACAUUGACUCAUGGCUCCAUUGUGGAUGGUAAAUUUGAGGGUUUUAUUCAGAGCUACCAUGGCACUUACUACGUGGAGCCUGCGGAGAGAUACCUUGAGGACAAGGACGUGCCCUUCCACUCUGUCAUCUACCAUGAAGAUGACAUACACUACCCGCACAAGUAUGGCCCAGAGGGAGGCUGUGCCGAUAGCUCUGUGUUUGAAAAGAUGAAGAAAUACCAAACCUCUGCCGUGGAGCAGCCCCCUAAGGAAGUCCACAGUGAUCUGGACACCCAGCUGCUGAGGAAGAAGAGGAUGGCCCAGGCUGAGAAAAACACAUGUCAGCUUUUUAUUCAGACCGACCACCUCUUCUUCAAGUAUUACAAGAGCAGAGAAGCUGUCAUAGCGCAGAUCUCCAGUCAUGUGAAGGCCAUUGAUGCCAUUUAUCAAGGCACAGACUUCAUGGGCAUUCGUAACAUCAGUUUCAUGGUGAAACGGAUCCGGAUAAACACCACCAAUGAUGAGAGGGACAAGUCCAACCCAUUCCGCUUUGCCAACAUUGGUGUGGAGAAGUUUUUGGAGCUGAACUCGGAGCAGAACCACGACGACUACUGCUUGGCUUAUGUUUUCACUGACAGAGAUUUUGACGAUGGGGUGCUGGGUUUAGCCUGGGUGGGAGCGCCCUCAGGGAGCUCUGGAGGCAUCUGUGAAAAAAGCAAGCUGUACUCAGACGGAAAAAAGAAGUCUCUCAACACUGGUAUAAUCACUGUACAGAACUACGCCUCCCACGUACCUCCGAAAGUCUCCCAUAUCACUUUUGCACACGAAGUAGGCCACAACUUUGGCUCCCCGCAUGACUCUGGAUCUGAGUGCACACCAGGGGAAUCCAAAAGCCAAGACAAGAAGGAGAAGGGCAAUUAUAUCAUGUAUGCAAGGGCUACAUCUGGAGACAAGCUUAACAACAACAAGUUCUCCCUCUGCAGCAUUCGCAACAUCAGCCAGGUGCUGGAAAAAAAGAGGAACAACUGCUUCGUCGAGUCUGGCCAGCCCAUCUGUGGUAAUGGUAUGGUGGAGCCUGGUGAGCAGUGCGAUUGUGGCUACAGCGAUCAGUGCAAGGACAAGUGCUGCCAUGAUGCCAACCAGCCUGACAACAAGAAGUGCACAUUAAAGGACCAUACAGUCUGCAGUCCCAGCCAGGGUCCUUGUUGUACAAGCGAAUGCAUUUACAAGGCUCGCGGUGACAAGUGCCGAGAGGAGUCGGAGUGCGCUCACCAUGGCGUGUGUAAGGGCGACAGCGCCCAGUGCCCCACGUCGGAGCCCAAGGCCAACUUCACCGCCUGCCACGGAGAGACUCAAGUCUGCCUCAACGGGGGCUGCUCCGGCUCCAUCUGUGAGAAGUACGGGCUCGAGGCGUGUACCUGUGCCAGCCAAGAUGGCAAGGAUGAGACCGAGCUUUGCCACGUGUGCUGCAUGGAGAAAACAAAUCCCAGCACAUGCAGCAGCACAGGAUCAGAGCGCCUGGCUCGUUUCUUCAAUAAAAAAGUCACCACGUUGCCAGCUGGCUCGCCUUGCAAUGACUUUAAGGGCUACUGCGAUGUGUUCAUGAAGUGCCGAUUGGUGGACGCAGAUGGGCCACUUGCCAGACUAAAGAAGGCCAUCUUUAACCCUGAGCUGUAUGAGAACAUCGCCGAGUGGAUUGUGGCUUACUGGUGGGCAGUGCUCUUGAUGGGUAUCGCCCUCAUCUUGCUUAUGGCUGGUUUCAUUAAGAUCUGUAGUGUGCAUACUCCCAGCAGCAACCCCAAACUUCCACCACCCAAACCACUUCCAGGGACUUUGAAAAGACGACGAGCGCAGCAGCAUGCUAGCUCUCAGGUGCAGCAUCAGUCCCAGCACCCGCACGGCCACAGCGGACACGGGGGCCACGGCGGCCAGCGGCAGGCACAGAGGCAGCCUCAGCGCCAGGCACAGCCCCAGAGGCACCACCGUCAGCCCAGAGAGAACUAUCAGAUGGGCCAGAUGAGACGCUGAGACCCUGCACCCAGCUCCCCCUGCUCCCCCCCCAAUGCCUUGGCUCCUCCUUGUGCCUACAGAGGGAAACAAAAGCGUCACUCCAUCCAAAGAAACGCCUGACAUGGUUGUUAGUCAUCAUCAUAUCCUCCAACUACAGACAAAACAAGACACGCGAAAAAGAGAAAACGCUAUUCAGCAACUCGAUUGGCUCUUUGUGGAGGGGACUUGACCAUCAGCCAUUUCCACUGCAGUGCGAUCUAGCAAAUUUUUUUUCCCCAUCGUUUUUUCUUUUUUUUUUCUUUAAGGAGUGCCAAGGAGUUAAGGAAUCAUUUGUAGCUUUAGUUCAUUCUGUGGUUUGUUUUGUUUUUCUUUUUUCUUCAUCUGCAACAUCUUCUUGAGUGACAGGCUCGUAGCUGCUGGUGAACUCUUUUUUUUUUUUUUUUUUUCGUUCUUUUGUUUUUGUCAUCUUAGCCAGGAAUGAGAGACACUCAGUGGGGAUUUGCGGCACUUUUGUGAUUUCACACAUGUCAAACGGCAAAAGACACAGGCUCCGGUCUCUCGUGCAGACGGUCUUCUGCAUGUGAUUGUAAAUAUUUAGUGUAUCAUAAGUGAAAACAAACUAUUUCUUCUACUGUAAAUGUGUAAUUCUUCAUUUUUAUUUUUUUUUUUGUUUUCUUUAAUUUUUUGGUUAGUGCUCUCAGGAUUCUUAACACAUAAAUGAAAGAAUGACAGUUGUGGUGAGUUCCUUGGAUGCUGCCAUUGAGGAUUUGACGCCAUCGAGUUCUCUCAGCAGUCCAAUCAGGUGGAUCUCUCUCACUUUCAUGAACUCGCUAGGUUUUGAUUUGCUUUUCUUUGAACAACAAGGUCGCCAUAUCCCACGUUUUAGGCCUUCUCUGUUCAAGGUCCCUUUAUUUCACCUUUUUUUUUUUUUUAAAUUGUCUCGCUAACAUCAUGUCUUGCCCCUGUUGUACAACAAACUGGACGAGGUCAGAAACAGAAGGAGAAAUCGCCUAGUUUGGUGCAACCGUUUACUGUCUGUUUGUUUGUUUCUUUGUUUGUUUUUAAUAAUAAUGAAGAACGAAUAACCACUAACUGAAGCUGAUGUUGAUCCUGCCUGUUCAGAUAUGAAGUCGAGGUGAAGAGUGAAGGCUGCUGUGGCGUAGUGUAGAAGUGAGAGUGUAUCAUGUUACAGAGUUAGUUUACAUGAGUGUGGAAAUAAAUUUUAAAAAUGACUUAAAAAAAAAAGAUGGAAUCAUUCUAUUAUUCUUCAGAUAGCGAAACUAAGAAGUUUUUAAUGUGGGCAUGCAGACACAUUUAUUAAAUGUGACUAUUAAUUGACCAAGGUUUGUAAUGUUUGUAUGUCACUCAACACGAUUUACUUUGGGGCCCCGGAGCGAGCGGUGUAACGCAGCAGUGUUGUCACAUUUAUUCACCAACACGUCCCUCAGCGGGGUCACUGCUUCCACGGCAAACGAGCUUCUGGUCCAAUCUCUCAUCUCAAGGACUGAAUUCCCCUUAAGAGCUCAUGAGUGCAGGCCUCAGAGUUUACAUGAGCGUGCCAUAGAACUUUUACGGAGCAGUGCACAGGUUUUCCUAAAAUCCAGGAAGCACCUGCGAGGUUUCCACUUUAAAGAGAAUGAAAUGAAGGCUGUGCGAUUCGACCUCAGGUGUUUUCUUCCUCUCUUCGCUGCACCAAAGGGGCAUCUUGGAAAACCAAGUUAAUCACAACACUCACUGGAAGGAUUUGAUCAUGUAAUCAUGACAUAGUGUGUUAAAGUCCUGUCAUUUCAUUUACCAGGCAGACAUUUGGCCCGACGGGAUGCUCCAGCAACGACGCGUUGCAGAUUUUUUAAUUUUUUUUUGCAUUAAAUGCUGUGGGAGGACUUUCUGUGCUCUGACUUCAUUUUUAUCGUGGCAUUAUGGCUAUACUUUAAAUGCAUGCGGUACUAAUCAUAACUAAUAUCUAUCUGGUCAUUACAGCCACACAUGUGCUCUGGAGGGGACGCGACAAACAUAAUGACACCUCACGGUUUUCCGUUCACGCGGCAGAUGAAUCGAGCGGGUCGACGGGGUGUUUUUUGUUUUUUUGUUUUGUUUUUCCUUUUCUCUGUACAAAAAUUGAGCUCUUUUUAAAUCUGAUCUCCUGAGCCACGUCUCACCUGUCAGGGCCCGGAGAACUGAACCUGUAAACUUGUACAGUACUUGGGAAAAAAAUCGAAUAAAAUUUGCGUUUCAUUUGAAAAAUGAGAAUUACAUUUUUGAUACAUCGGUUUAAUUUCUUUUUUGUAUCCUAAUUCCAGAGUAAGUUGUUUUAAAGAUGUUCAUAUGUGACAAACUUUCCUCUCUUCUAAGUUAUUUUCUGUUCUUAUAUGUGCUAGUUGAACUGGAGUUUGCUUACGAUACUUUUCUCCACCGUCAUCAAUGCUUAAAAACAAUUCAGUGUGAUGGAGUCAAUGUUACAUUCUCAUUUUUGUCUUUGUUAUCCUGUGGCAUGGUUUGGGUAGAAGAGCAGAAGAAUAAUGCCUGUAAAUUUCCUUUCUUUUUAAUUUCGUAGUCUUGGUAAAGUUUUUAAAUAAACGUGCACUGAAAAAUGUCCAAAUUGAGUUGAAAAUGUUGUAGGUGACGUAGGCCGAAAGAACACAUGAUUAAAAAGUAAUACUACUGUCUGAUUUUAAUGUUCACUGUGUUUUAUACAGUAUCGGAAAUUUUUGUUCACUUUGAACAUUUUUACUAAAAAAAAAACAACAAAAAAAAAAAUUCAAAUUGUAUUGUGCAAAGAGAUGUAAUUUUUUGGAGUACUUGAAAUGCAUUAAUUAAAAGACUCAUUCAAAAUAAAAUAGA
Messenger RNA from Haplochromis burtoni (Burton's mouthbrooder), 5298 nucleotides. RefSeq names its product disintegrin and metalloproteinase domain-containing protein 10. The coding region runs from base 121 to 2475 and encodes 784 amino acids. Gene Ontology annotation, biological process: membrane protein ectodomain proteolysis; Notch signaling pathway. The transcript has 16 exons. Gene Ontology annotation, molecular function: metalloendopeptidase activity involved in amyloid precursor protein catabolic process. The record is from RefSeq and is a predicted model, not a curated record. NCBI's taxonomy places the organism in Eukaryota, Metazoa, Chordata, Actinopteri, Cichliformes, Cichlidae. Gene Ontology annotation, cellular component: plasma membrane; synaptic membrane.